GAGACUUUCCCAAUACCGGCAUGGUAUGUUUGAGGUGGGCUGUGAGGAACCUCAGUGCUGCGCCGAGCCGUUGUUUAGCCCAGGGGUUAAAGGGUUAAGCCUGCCCCUGCUGCAAUCCCAGUGCCAGCUCUCUGCAGGCUGCCAAAGUAAUGUGAUUGAGCAAUGGUUUGCGGGUAAUGGACGAUCCCUCAAGCCACACGUCCGGACUCUCCAUCUCCCUAGGAAUGCACACACCCAACCUGUGAGUCUCUCUAGCCUGCAAGGGACCAGCGGCUCUCAGAGAGCUCAGAGACAGACAGAAGGUCCCCGAAGAGCUCCAGAACCAGAGGUACAGAGGCCAGGAAGGUCACCCUUCACCCCAAUUUCGCUCAAGUUCUCUUUCUCCAAAAUGGCCGACAAUGCCACCUCACAAGAAAGCCUUUAUGGAGACUAUGAGGACUAUCCUGACUUUGACGACAACAGCGGCCUCCGCGACUCCAUGCAUCUGCUCUCCAUGGUGCUCUACAGCGUGGCCUUCCUGCUGGGGGUGAUAGGGAAUGGCCUGGUUAUCUUUGUCACUGGCUUCCGCAUGAAGAGGACUGUCAACACUGUCUGGUUCCUCAACUUGGCCUUGGCCGACUUUGUCUUCACUUUCUUCCUCCCGCUGAGUGUGGCCUACAUGGCCCUCGGCUUCCAUUGGCCCUUCGGGAAGGCUCUGUGCAAGCUCAACACCACCGUGGCCUUCCUCAACAUGUUUGCCAGCGUCUUCCUACUCACUGUCAUCAGCAUGGACCGCUGCGUCUCUGUGGCUUGUCCCGUCUGGGCCCAUAACUACCGCACGCCCCGGCUGGCUUCUAUGGUGGCGUUGGGCAUCUGGUUAGCAGCCAUGGCUCUCAGCUCCCCAUACUUUUUCUUCCGGGACACCGGGAGCUCCUCCGGCGAGGAGAAUGCCACCCACUGCUACAACAACUUUGCCUUGUCGGAUGACCUGGACUCGGAGGAGGUUGCCAAGCUGGGAGAGGAUCGUCACCGAGCCAUGGUGAUGACCCGCUUCGUGGUUGGGUUCCUGGUGCCGUUCACCAUCAUCUUGUUCUGUUACGGCAUCAUCACGGCCAGGCUGAAGGGCAGCCGCCUCACACGGUCAGGCAGACCCUUCAAGAUCAUGGUGGCAGUUGUCUUGGCCUUCUUCAUUUGCUGGUUCCCCUAUCACGUCUUCUCCUUCCUGGAGAUGUCAGUCACCACAGUAACGCCCUGGCUGCAGACCAUUCUGGUGGUGGGGGUACCUUUGGCCUCAGGUCUGGCCUACGUCAACAGCUGCCUGAACCCUUUCCUGUAUGUCUUCGUAGGGCACGACUUCAGGGAGAAGCUGAGGACGUCAGUCCUUGCAGCGUUUGAGAAUGCUUUCAGCGAGACCUCAGCGCAGGUGUUAACCAAGAGCAAAUCCAGUUUGGAGAUAGAGUGUCACCUUGUCUAGAGCAGAAGGGGGAAACUGUAGGUCAGGGUUUCACAAACUUGUGUCUCCAGCUGUUGUUGGACUACAGUUCCCAUGAUCCCUAACCACUGGUCCUGCUAGCUAGGGAUGAUGGGAGUUGUAGUCCAACAGCAGCUGGAGACACAAGUUUGCGAAACCCUGCUUUAGUCUUUUCUCCGCCCUGAUCCUUGAGUCUUCCCUCCCCACCCCACAUUCACAGCCAAGUACAAAACAGUGGUUUUGGGAUGGCGGGUUGGGAAUAACCUGAAGCAAAAUGGUGGCUUGGCACUUGGAGGCAACCAAGGUCUAUGCUGUUUUGUAAGCUGUACGCUGGGAUGGCCUGCAUAUCAAAGUACAAAUCUUACCUUUAAGAUAUGUGAAGCUAAUAUUAUUUACUCUAGAACUAUCCUGCAGAGUGUAGUAUUGCAGAAACACAGAAUUUAGGCAGCUGGUAAAAGGGACAGUCUUAAUUAUCUAGUUACAGUUGGAGAUUUCUUGUGCUUGUUUGCUGGCUCUAUGGAAACCCCAGAGCAGCCUUUCUCAACCUGUGGGUCCCUAGAUAUUGUUGAACUACAACUCCCAACACCCCUAGCUAGUAAGGCCAGAGCUCAGGGAUGAUGGGAGUUGUAGUCCAAUGACAUCUGGGGACCCACAGGUUGAGAACCCCUGCCCCAGAGGGACAAACCAAGACCCCACCCAUCUGCAUUAUACCUUUAAGGCAGUACCAUGCCACUUUAAACAGUCAAAGAAUCAUGGCUUCCCCCAAAGAAUCCUGGGAACUGUAGUUUGUUAAGGGUGCUGAGAGUUGGCAGUUCACCCCUAUUCCCCCUAGAGAGCUACAAUUCCCAGAGUGGUUUAACAACCAAAACAAUUUCCCAGGGACCUCUGGGAAUUGUAACUCAGUGAGGGGAGUAAGGGGUCUCCUAAAACUCUCAACACCCUGAAAGACUACACUUCCCAGGAUUCUUUGGGGGAAGCCAUGACUGUUUAAAGUGGCAUGAUCCUGCCUUAAAGCUAUGGUGCAUUUGGAUCCCAAGUUUGUACAUUUUAAAGGCUUAUUUUUUACUGUUCUAUGUAUUGUACGUUUCUGUUUCUGUACUGGUAACUUUAUGAGUAUUAAUGCAUAGAAUGUGUGUAACAUUAUUUAU
Molecule: messenger RNA, 2598 nt
Organism: Podarcis raffonei (Aeolian wall lizard)
Lineage: Eukaryota; Metazoa; Chordata; Lepidosauria; Squamata; Lacertidae
Product: chemerin-like receptor 1
Exons: 2
Coding region: 26-1453 (475 amino acids)
Biological process (GO): positive regulation of cytosolic calcium ion concentration; inflammatory response; phospholipase C-activating G protein-coupled receptor signaling pathway
Cellular component (GO): plasma membrane
Molecular function (GO): complement receptor activity; N-formyl peptide receptor activity
Source: RefSeq, a predicted model, not a curated record